AUGUAUAGAAACUCUGUUAACAGUCUAAUGGACGGCUUGAGUCAUGACCAGCAUGACGGUAUGACAUCUGCUAAUGAAAGCCUAACUAGGGAAGUUAGUAGAAAGAAACCAAGUCUCCUUAGGCCGAAAAGUAAGAUCAAAUUAGGUGCCUGGAAUGUCCGUACUAUGUAUGAGGUGUCAAAAUCUGCACAAGUUACCAACACUAUGCAACAAUAUGACAUUGAUAUUCUAGGCGUAAGCGAGUGUCGCUGGACUGGAUCUGGGAGGAUGAAACUCAACUCAGGUCACACCAUACUAUACUCAGGACACCAGAGUAAUCAUAUACGAGGUGUGGCAAUUAUUAUGAAAGAAGAAGUGACAAAAACUUUACUGGAAUGGGAACCAAUUAUAACAGCCAGAUUUAAUUCAAAAUACUGUAAGCUAACAAUCAUUCAGUGUUAUGCACCAACUAACGAUGCUGACGAGGAAACAAAAGCCGAAUUCUAUGAGCAGCUCCAAUACAUCUUCUCCAAAGUGCCACAACACGACCUAGUCUUAAUAACAGGCGAUAUGAAUGCCAAAGUAGGAUCCGAAAAUACCAAUGUUGAAGAAAUCAUGGGAAAAAUGGAUGUGGGAUAA
Messenger RNA from Ostrea edulis (European flat oyster), 618 nucleotides. Its product is annotated as craniofacial development protein 2-like. NCBI's taxonomy places the organism in Eukaryota, Metazoa, Mollusca, Bivalvia, Ostreida, Ostreidae. The record is from RefSeq and is a predicted model, not a curated record. The transcript has a single exon. Bases 1 to 618 code for a protein of 205 amino acids. Gene Ontology annotation, molecular function: catalytic activity.